AAUGCCUAAAUCAAAGGAACUUGUUUCUUCAAGCUCUUCUGGCAGCGAUUCUGACAGUGAAGUUGACAAAAAGUUAAAGAGGAAAAAGCAAGUUGCUUCAGAAAAGCCUGUAAAGAAGCAAAAGACCGGUGAGACUUCAAGAGCCCUGUCAUCUUCUAAACAGAGCAGCAGCAGCAGGGAUGACAACAUGUUCCAGAUUGGGAAAAUGAGGUACGUCAGCGUACGGGACUUUAAAGGAAAAGUCCUAAUUGAUAUUAGAGAAUAUUGGAUGGAUCAAGAAGGUGAAAUGAAACCAGGAAGAAAAGGUAUUUCCUUAAACCCUGAGCAAUGGAGCCAGCUGAAGGAACAGAUUUCUGACAUUGACGAUGCAGUGAGAAAACUGUAAAAUCUGAGCCAUACAACCUGUACUGUCCUAGUUGUUUUAACCUGUCUUUUUACAUUGGCUUUGUUUUUUAAAUGUUGUUUUCCAGGCUAUUGUAUAUUUGGAUUGCAGAACAAUUUGUAAGAAUACUUUUUUUUUUUUAAUGUGCAUUAUUAAAAACGUUCUGAGUGAAGCUAAUUGUCAACUUUAUUAAGGGGGUUGCUUUGUGCCCACCACCUAGUGUAAAAUAAAAUCAAGUAAUACAAUCUUAACUGUUGUGGCCUUCUUUGAUCAGAAGAAUUGGUACUAUUUAAGGCCAAAAGUUAACAGUUUAUAGACCUUUUAAUUUCAAUGCGGCUUUUACAUUCAAAAGGAUUUAUAUUGUAUUGAAUUUAUAAACUUGAUCUGUGAAAUCCAUAGUUGAUUCUUCUAAACAAAUGUCUAGACUGAUUUUCAACCCCACUGAUACUUCACUUCCCUUUUUAUCUUUACUUCAUUUUUCUUCUAUAACUUGUCAUGUUCAGUGUUCAUUUUACUUUUUGCUUUUUCUUGAAUAUAUUCUGCUAAUCUGGAAAGUCAGUGAAACUGUCUAAAUGUUAGUUAUCUCAAUAAGGUACUUGUAACUAAAAUAUUAUAUGAGAACUACAAUCACUAAUUCUACUGUAUUAAAUAUUAGGAGACAUAGUUUGAUAAACAAUAUGGCUUGUGUGAAAACUCUGAGCAAGUAAGUGUAUGUCAUGACCUGUAGUGUUCUGUGUAGUAGUUAUCUUAUUGCUUAGUCUGCAGAAAAUAAUGACUUAGAUGUCUGAUUUGCUUUCUCUUAUUAAACAUGUUCACCGUAGGAUGAUGUCUGUAGAAUCAGAUAUUGUUAAAUUAGACUAGGAUUUAAUAAAAGUUGUGAAAGUU
Messenger RNA from Myotis brandtii (Brandt's bat), 1267 nucleotides. RefSeq names its product SUB1 homolog, transcriptional regulator (gene SUB1). The coding region runs from base 2 to 385 and encodes 127 amino acids. The transcript is spliced from 4 exons. Gene Ontology annotation, biological process: positive regulation of transcription initiation by RNA polymerase II. Gene Ontology annotation, cellular component: nucleus; transcription regulator complex. Lineage: Eukaryota; Metazoa; Chordata; Mammalia; Chiroptera; Vespertilionidae. The record is from RefSeq and is a predicted model, not a curated record. Gene Ontology annotation, molecular function: transcription coactivator activity; DNA binding.